AUGGCGGCAGAACAGCCUGGACUGCUGACCUUUGAGCGGCUCGGUGCAACAGGCAACCUCGUCAGAGCAAGGACGAGACAUGAGACGACAGUCAGAAAGAUCGACCCUGAUGACGGCAGCAAGCUGGGUGAAGCGAUUGAUGAAGCCAUGCAUCUCCAAGCAAUCUACGACUUUGAGCUCGAUGUAUCCCACUAUCAUCUCUGUGCCCAAGGCGCAAGCGAACUGGCUGCAAGUCUGAAGCAUACCAUCAAUCUCGCCAAUGCCUAUGAUUGGGUCACUUCCCCUGGCUUCACCCUCAGAGCCUUGAGACUGACCGAUACCAACCUGGAGGACGCCGGACUGUUGACGAUCAUCAUGCGCCUCUUGCGACCCAUGGGGAGUCGGCUGAGAGAACUCGUCGUACCCAACAACGGCAUCCGUCUUCAGAUGCCAACGCUGCAACUGGCGCUCUACGAAGCACUGACAAGACCGACAAGUCCCCUUGUCGUCCUCGUACUGAGCAACAAUCAACUGAGCAAUGGCGGCUUUCAAAAAACGAUGGCCCAUGCUCGUUCAGCCAAUCUCAAGGAACUCCAUCUCAACAUGUGCUCGCUCGAUCUGAGCUCCAUACGCAUGCUGGCCGAGAUGAUCAUCUCUGGAGACUUUGAUCUUGACCGGAUCGAAUUUGCCGGCAAUGAUGCUAGCAAUCAUCAGCGAGUGCUCGAAGAGAUAGGUGACUGGCCAGACGACAUCCAGACGAGUGCCAUGCCGCUUGGCAACAGCGUCAAGGAUCUCGUUGCGCUAGGCCUCCUUGCUUUCGGUGUCACAGCAAAAGUCACAGCCGAACAUCGUCGCUGGGCAUCUGCACUCGAGCGUCUCGAUGAUCGCUCCACACGAGCUUGUCAAAGUAUGGCCAGACAGCUUCUCUGCCUCGCUCGCAUCUGUCUCGGCGAACCUGACGCCGCCUCUGUCAAUCCACCGGGCACCUUUGACUUUCGAGGCUUGCCGGAAGAAUUGCAGCGCAGGAUUCUCAUCGAUGCUGCCUACGAGUACCCCGAAAGGGAUCCCAAGCUGGGUCUAGCGCUUGCACAGACGCUAGGUGCCGGCAUGCAGACGACAGUCGCACCUUCGGCUUCAGCUCUAUCCGGCGAGCAAAUCGCUGCAGUGUUCGUCUAUGCCGCAGAUCGCGAAACUCUCCAGACCGAAAUUGCAAUCGACAAGUGUGCAGAAGGGGAUUAUCGGAAUGCUGGUUCUAAAGGCAUCGGCUUUGUCCGGACGCAUCCCUGGCUGCGCACAAGUAUGGAAGCCUUUUUACGGCUCACGGGUUGCGAUCGCUGGCGCAGACCUUAUGACCAUCUCGAACGUAGACCUUCCCUCGAGCAGCAGUGUGGACGGCCUGUCCGAAAGUGUAUUUGUCCACAAGACCACGAUGCCGAUAUCGGUGAGAGCACAGACACCAUCUUUGGCACCUAA
This is a messenger RNA of Mixia osmundae IAM 14324, 1452 nucleotides long. RefSeq lists its product as uncharacterized. The record is from RefSeq and is a predicted model, not a curated record. The transcript has a single exon. Bases 1 to 1452 code for a protein of 483 amino acids. NCBI's taxonomy places the organism in Eukaryota, Fungi, Basidiomycota, Mixiomycetes, Mixiales, Mixiaceae.